Alnus glutinosa is the source of this 672-nucleotide messenger RNA. RefSeq lists its product as uncharacterized. NCBI's taxonomy places the organism in Eukaryota, Viridiplantae, Streptophyta, Magnoliopsida, Fagales, Betulaceae. The record is from RefSeq and is a predicted model, not a curated record. The transcript has a single exon. Gene Ontology annotation, molecular function: RNA-DNA hybrid ribonuclease activity; nucleic acid binding. The coding region runs from base 1 to 672 and encodes 223 amino acids.
AUGGGUGAAAGUCCGGAUGAGGAAGGGUCGACUAAAGGACCAACUUGGGUUGCCUAUGUUGAUGGUUCCUCAGCGGGGGGAGGAAGCGGAGCUGGAGUGGUGUUCCGAGGGCCCGACCGGGAAGAGCUCAGGUACGCCCUUAAAUUUGAUUUCCCUGCCACUAAUAACGAAGCUGAGUAUGAGGCUGUGCUGUCGGCCAUGGAGAUCGCGCGGCAAAUGGGAAUAACGGAUAUAGAGAUUCGAAGCGAUUCGCGAGUAAUUGUUGAGCAGAUAAACGGAAGUUACGCCACGCAGGAAACGAGGAUGUCCGAAUGCCUCGAAAAAGUACAUCAGUUCUACUCGUACUUUGACAGGAUCGUCGUAGUUAAAAUCCCCCGGGAGAAGAAUGGGUUGGCAGACGCUCUCUCGCGAAUCGGAUCAGGAUCGAACCCCGCGGUGUCAGUACGCGGCUGUAGACUCCUGACCAAAGCUCACCCCACGGUAUUGGCAACAGAAGAACUGAUGCAAGUAGGCGAGGCGGACCCUGAAUGGGCUACUGAAAUUGUACGGUAUCUGAGAACAGGUGAGCUCCCGCCGGCCAAGGAAGAUGCUCAGAAAAUUGUCCGUCACUCGGCGCGUUAUGUUUUAGUUGGAGGAACUUUUUCCGACGGGGGUAUUCCUUUCCCUUACUAA